AUGUUCUUCGACAUGCCGACGCCCCUGAACCACCACACCAUGGUGACACUUACCGCAGGCCUGCGCGAGGUGACGCUGCUGGAUCCAUCCGGCGCGACGCGGGACUUCUCCUUCAGGCCACUGGUGGCGUGCCUCUCUGAGAAGAGGCUGGCCCAACUCUUCGUCUUAGUGCUCCUGGAGCGCAAGGUGGUGCUGACCUCAAAGGAGCUCAGCCACGCCUUGCUGGCAGCUGUGCUUGAAGUGCUUCGAGCGCUGAUCUUCCCCUUUGAAUGGGAACACACCUACAUUCCGAUCCUGCCUGCGAGCCUGCGAUGGACUCUCGAGAGCCCGGCCCCCUUUCUGAUGGGCGUGCCCGGCGGGGUGUCGGCUCCGGAGCUCCCGGAGGAUGUUGUACUUUUUGACUUGGACACUGGGAGAACCAUCCCAGACAAGCCGCAGACGCCCACCAUCCCGAAGUACUUGGAGCAGUGCAUGGCACGGUUGCGAACAGCGCACCAAUGGGAGCAAAGGGAUCCCAACAAGGACUAUUGGAAGAAGUUUCAUACCGUCCGCUUUGCAAUCGGCAAAGCCCGGCACCCUUCCAGCGAGACGAAGGCGCCCGAGUCGCCAUCCUCCUCGCGGGGACGGCAUAGGCGGAGCCUGAGCUCCACCAGCUGCGACAGCGCUGAAGAGAGCGAGGGCGCGCUGUCCUUGCACAGCUCUGGGCUGCUGAGCGGCUCUUUGGGGCCGGUCUGGAGUGAAGAUCAAGAGCGCGGCUUCAGACAGAAGGUUUCGUCGCUCUUUUUGGAGGCCAUGAUCUUGCUCCUCCACAGGAGCGAGGCAAUCUCGGACAGAGCGCCUCCCAGCCAAGAUCCCGAGGACAAGGCAACCAGUGCCUUGUUAGAGGACUUGGCCCGCACCAACGCCUGGGAGCGCUUCGUGGCCUUGCCUGCGAGCAGCCCCAGGAGGCAGCUCUUCGAUCAGGCUGUGGGCCUCUUUCGGUUCUGGUCCCAGGAGCCGCCAGACAGUCGCAAGCCUUUCGUGGAAACUCUGCGGGACUGGAUCACUCGCUUAUACGAGCCUCCACGCUUGGUUUGCAUGAAUGAAGCUGCCCCGCUGCCAUCGUGCGACCUGCAGCCGCAGACACCGGUGCGAAAGCUUCUCCAGCAGCGGCUCUUCUCCAUGAGGCCGAAGCGCUCGCGCUUCGAGCCCGUGGGCAGCCUGCGCCUGGCAGAGUUGGCGGAGGAGGUUGCUGCUGCAAGCCCGGGCAGCCCGGAGGACAGCGAUGACGAAGGCUGCGUGGGGCUACCGAGGUCCUUGCGACUGCGGAUUCCUGAGUUCGUCAGCGUACGCAGCACCCCCGAUGAGAAGGAGCUCAGCUCCCGGCACCUGCCCGAGAGCGCCGCGCGGCUCUUUGCGGCGGCGAUGCCGCCGGCACUCCUGGAGCUGCAGGAGCUUCGCGAACUGGCCCAGCAAGGCGACUUCCCGAAAGACUUUUCGUGGAUCGAUGGCUCGGCUUUGAGUCAGAAGGCGAAGCAGGAGAAUCUGCGGCCCCGUUUGCCCCAUUUCUUGGCGCACCUGGUCAUGGGCGAGCUUCAGCCGGCACCCAUGGGGGAAGAGGCGCCAGCGACAGCCCCUCACGCCGAGCUUGCUGCCACUUGCAGUGUGCACGGCCUGCGUGAGGUCCGCACGCGCUGCGGUUGCGGCUGGUUUGGCUCCUUCUGGGAUGCCCUUGCAGCGAUGAUCCUCAGCACACGUCGGAGGGAAGAGCUCAGCUACUGCUGCGUGCGUUGCAACCACUGCGGGGCGGAGCAGGAGCCGGUUUUCACCCUGCGCAAGCGCCUGCCUCGAGCGGUCAUCGACCGCAGCACCAGCGAGCUGAGCCUGAACGUGCAGGGGGAUGCGCAGGGGCAGAUCCAGCUUCUGACCUUGGAGGAGUGCCUGCGGCGCAUCCAGGACAGGCACCUCGCAGACCUCCGCACUGAGGAGGAGCUCUUGGAAGAGGACCCCCAGGUCUACUGGUGCCUGCAGGUCUUCUUUGGCCUGCGGAGUGAGGUCUUCUGGCGCCGUGGACGUUGCAGCGCCGUGCGCCUUUCCUCGACAUCCUUCCAGACACUCUGCAGGAGCUACAUCUCACCGGAGCAGCGGCAGAAGGGAAUCGAGGAGCACCGGAAGCACUCGGAAUCGUUCCCAGGCGCGAUACUCUCCGACUCGAGAGGUGGCAAUGCCAAUAUCUCCAGCAAGGCCGCUGUGAUGCUGCCGUGCGGGCUCGAGAGACAGGUCUCGGAGGAGUUGGGACUUGGCGAGCUCUGCCACAAAGUUUCGUCCCGGAGACACGCAGGCUCUGACGUGGCCGGCCCGCUACCCUCACCGCACGGGGAUCUGGAGGGAGAUUCCCGAGGUAGCUUCCGCCUCGAACGCCUGAGUGGCCGGCGCACCACGCUGGUGAACUUGGACGACAUCCCCGAGGCGUUAGCGCAUCGGCAAGCUGGCGAUGAGAGCGACGUGUCCUCCCCAUCUGCGAGAGGUGACGACGCCUCGCCCGAGGAUGUGCAAGUGCCGGAAGUGUCCUUUGUGCAUCUCUGCGUCGAGGCCCAGGCGGCUCCCCGGUUGGUGCCACGCCCGCCUGCGGUGCAUCGGCGGCUGGAAGGCGACUGGUCCGAGGCGGCGGACGAGACUCCUUCGACGUCAAAGGAGGCACCGAAGCCACGCGUCCGGCCCAAGGUGCGGCCGCAGCCCAGACGAAACGCAUCGCCAAAGCGCAAGCCCAUUGCAAAGGAGCAGAAAUCCGCAGCCGCCGUGUCCAGGGCAGAGCUGAACAUGGCCGACAAUCUCGUGACUUGGGAACUUCAGCGCAGCGACACGCAAUGGAGCACAGCUCUGGUGGCCGUCGUUAGCGAUAUUUACGCACCCAAAACUUGCCAGGAUCAUUCCGACCGGGAAACUGGGAAGCCAACCAAUUACUUGACAGAGAGGCGAAGUUGGCAGGUCGAAGAGGGUGGGGGCCUCGGCCAUGUAAGUGAGAUGUACCCCGGCAAAAUCAUGCCACCGCUUGUGAAGAACGAGCCUGGCAUAAAGCCAGACCCAGUCGGCCAAGCUGCCUUUUGGCAAAGUGAUGCCACAGCCUGUGAAGAAGGAGGCUUGCGUGCUGCCAGAUGCAGCUUCUUUGCCUUCAGGCUUGGCCCAGCCGGUUGGGAAUCCCGACAAGCCUCUUGUUUCGUUCCCUACGGAACAGGAGGUCAAAUCAGAAAGCUCUCUGGAGGUGGUAGCCGUCGCCAAGACGAAGAAGAGGGCGAAGAGAAGAUGCAGACGAAAGGGCUCAGAGAAGCAGUUCGAACUGCCCCGUUUCCCAGGAAAGAACAACUUGCCUGGGCCCACAUCGCGAUGCCCCACGUGCAAGAGACCGGUGGAACUGUUUUUCUCGCGCAGAACUUCGAAGUGGCUCAUCUGCUUUGGUGCACUCGCAGAAUCGACGGAAAGUACUGCACCUUCCACAAGUACUGGCCUGACAACAACCACUUGCUCUGGCACUACUUAGAUUUCAGCGACUCCUAG
Symbiodinium natans is the source of this 3534-nucleotide messenger RNA. The record is from the annotation of a GenBank genome assembly. Lineage: Eukaryota; Dinophyceae; Suessiales; Symbiodiniaceae.